CUAGUUGUUUAUUCCUCUAGGGGUGGUUUCUAUGUACAGGUAUACAAAAUAGUAAACUUUCAGGCUCAUUUGUGUUAUGGCAAAGGGAUAAAUAUGCUUUGGGAAGGUCUCCUGGUUUUUGUAUACACUUCUAUUACAAUAUUGAUUUGUCCAAUCAGUGAAUUUACUGAGCAUCACUGUAUGUGAGACAUUUAUCCCAUAUUUGUAAAUAUUGAUUUUCUUAACGUUUUGCUCUGUAGACAUGAAGGCAAGGACUGAAUCUUCUGUUUGUCUGCACUUUAAACCGUGCUUUACAUAGAAUAGCCACUCAGUAAGCAUUGAUAGAUGAAUCAUCCCAAUGGGAUUCUAAGCUUCAGCUCAAAUUGAAGGGGGUUGCUGAGCAGUGGUUAGUGUCUAACCUAAACAUCUUUAAGACUAACCUACCUUCUUCAUAUCUUUUGUUUUCGGACAGUUUCAUUAGUAGCAUUGAUGAAACAUAGUUUGCCAGCAAUAAGGACCUGAAUAAUUAGAGAUGAAAUCGUUCAUCUCCAGGUGAUGCCACAGGAGCUGUAGUUCUGUUCUUUCUCUGCCCCUGUUAUCUGUGGGGAAAAGAAAGAGAGAUCAGACUGUUACGGUGUCUAUGUAGAAAGAAGUAGACAUGAGAGACUCCAUUUUGUUCUGUACUAAGAAAAAUUCUUUUGCCUUGAGAUGCUGUUAAUCUGUAACCCUACCCCCAACCCUGUGCUCGUAGAAACAAGUGCUGUGUCGACUCAAGGUUUAAUGGAUUUAGGGCUAUGUAGGAUGUGCUUUGUUAAACAAAUGCUUGAAGGCAGAAUGCUUGUUAAAAGUCAUCACCACUCCUUAAUCUCAAUUACCAAGAGACACAAAACACUGCAGAAGGCCACAGGGACCUCUGCCUAGGAAAGCCAGGUAUUGUCCAAGGUUUCUCCCCAUGUGAUAGUCUGAAAUAUGGCCUCGUGGGAAGGGAAAGACCUGACCGUCCCCCAGCCCGCCACCUGUAAAGGGUCUGUGCUGAGGAGGAUUAGUAAAAGAAGAAGGCCUCUUUGCAGUUGAGAUAAGAGGAAGGCAUCUGUCUCCUGCUCGUCCCUGGGCAAUGGAAUGUCUCAGUGUAAAACCUGAUUGUAUAUUCCAUCUACUGAGAUAGGAGAAAACCGCCUUAGGGCUGGAGGUGAGACAUGCUGGCGGCAAUACUGCUCUUUAAGGCAUUGAGAUGUUUACGUAUGUGCACAUCAAAAGCACAGCACCUUUUUCUUUACCUUAUUUAUGAUGCAGAGACAUUUGUUCACAUGUUUUGCUGCUGACCCUCUCUCCACUAUUACCCUGUUGUCCUGCCACAUCCCCCUCUCCGAGAUGGUAGAGGUAAUGAUCAAUAAAUACUGAGGGAACUCAGAGACCGGUGCUGGCACGGGUCCUCCGUAUGCUGAGCGCUGGUCCCCUGGGCCCACUUUUCUUUCUCUAUACUUUGUCUCUGUGUCUCUUUGUUUUCUCAAGUCUCUUGUUCCACCUGACGAGAAACAGCCACAGGUGUGGAGGGGCAGGCCACCCCUUCAUCUGGUGCCCAACCUGGGGCUAAGGGAUCUAUUCUAUUUAUUUGUGCUGACUGAAUUUUUUCUUCCACUAAUUUAAUUUCUUUUGUUGCCUCUGGGGUUAAUAUUCUUUUAAGUCUGGGUCUCCUCUUAAGAUAGAGAGCAAAUUUGACAUGGCAUAAGUAGGAAUGCCUAAAGUUGGCCGAAUCCAAUUAAUAUCGCCUAGCAAUUUUUGAAAAUCAUUUAAUGUUUUUAAUGUCUUUUUUAUUUCUAUUUUUUGUGGCUUAAUUUUUCUAUUUUCUAUCUGCAUCCCUACAUAAUGAAAAGGAGUAGAGGUUUGAAUCUUAUCAGAUGCUAUUGCCAGUCCUGCGUUGGCAACCUCUGCUUACAGAAAUGUGUAAGUCAAUUAAUUUGUCUCAUUUCUGCAGCACAUAAAAUAUCAUCAGCAUAAUGAAUGAUAUAACAGUCUGAAAACUUGUCUCUAACUGGUUGAAGAGCUCGACCUAUGAAAGUCUGACAAAUAGUUGGACUAUUAAGCAUUCCCUGAGGUAACACUUUCCACUGAAACCUGGUGGCUGGUUAUUAUUUAUGGCUGGUAUAGUAAAGGCAAAUUUUUCACAAUCCUGCUUCGCCAGAGGAAUGGUAAAAACGUAGUCCUUCAGAUCAAUUAUAAUUAAAGGCCUGGCUUUUGGAAUCAUGGCCGGAGAGGGCAACCCGGUUUGGAUAGGUCGCAUGGGUUGAAUUACAGCAUUUAUGGCCCUUAAGUCCGUUAACACACGCCGUCUGCUGGAUUUUUUCUGAAUUACAAACACAGGAGAAUUCCAAGGCGAGAAUGAAGGCUCAAUAUGUCCCUUUUCUAAUUGUUCAUUUGCUAAUAAAUGUAAAGCCUCCAGUUUUUAUUUUGGUAUCGGCCACUGAUUUACCAAUACGGGUUUUUCUGUUUUCCAACUUAAUGGAAUGGUAAGUUUAGGAGGCUCUACAGUGGCCACCCCUAAAAAGGAUACCCUAUUCCUUUUCUUUCUUGAUUUCUUUCAGUCUCAACUGGAACUUUAAUGCCAUUUUCAUUUUUUCCUAGUCCCUUUCCUGGUAUAUAUACCAUCUUAGUCAUGAUUUUUUGACUCGUGGGGCUGUAUAAUGGAGCGGGCAUAGUGAUUUCCGCACCCCAUUGUUGUAAUAAAUCUCGACCCCACAUAUUAACAGGAAUUGAAGUAAUCAUUGGCUGAACAGUACUUUCUUGAUUAUCUGGCCCUAAACAGUGUAAAAUCAUAGUACUUUGAUGCACUUCUGAGGCUGUUCCUAUGCCGAGAAGUCCUGUAACAGCCUUUUGUUUAGGCCAAUUUUUUGGCCACUGAUUUAAAGCAAUGAUAGAGACAUCUGCUCUAGUGUCUACUAACCCUUCAAACUGUUUUCCUUGAAUAAUGGCCUUACACACAGGUCUGCUGUCUGAGACCUGACUUGCCCAAUAUGCGGCCUUUCCUGUCAGAUCAGUGCUUCCAAACCCUCCUGUUUUUAUCUGUUUCCAACCGUAAUAUAAGGCAGGAGUAAUAAUUGAGCAAUCCUGUCUCCUGGACUGGCACUCCAAGGAAUUGAAGAGCUAAUAACCAAUUGAAUUUUGCCUUUAUAGUCUGAAUCAACUACACCAGUAUGAAUUUGAACUCCCUUUAGAUUUAGGCUUGCGCUUCCUAAGAUUAGUCCUACAGUCCCUUCAGGCAGUGGGCCAUAUAUCCCUGUGGGGGUUUUUUGUGGGGGUUCCCCUGGAAGCAGAGAGACUGCUUGUAUAGUACAUAAAUCUACUGCUGCGCUGCCACUUGUGGUGGGGGACAAUUGUUGUAUUGUGGUAACUGGCUCAUUCCCUGAGGCACUUGGGACAGUGGGGGUUGUUGUCCCUGAAAUCCCUGAGGAGCAAAGGGCUGAAUUGGGAAUGCCCCAGUUUGUUGUGGGGCCUGAGGCGGGCCCCUCUUCUCAUUUCCCGACAAUGGUUGCCCAUUUCUAUCAAAUUUAGAAUGACAUUGACUAGCCCAGUGUUUUCCUUUUUGACAUCUUGGACAUAAGUCAGGUGGCUCUUUAUCUGUUGUUGUAGUAGCUUGAAUAGUUAUAUUUUGUUUAUUUGAGACUGGGCAAUUCUUGUUUAGAUGACCAACUUGACCACAAUUAUAACAUUUCCCCCCAAAUGUUCUAACUUGUCUUCCUAAAGCAACUCUCAUUAUUGCUUGAGCCAUAAACAUAGCUUUAUGCAUAGCUCCUCCUCCAUCACGGGCUUUUACGUACUCAGAUUACAUCUGAUCCUGUGGGAACCUUACCUUUUAAUGGCUUAAUGGCUGAUUGACACUCAGGAUUGGCGUUUUCAUAUGCCAUCAACUCCACUAUGACCUUACAAGCAUUCUCAUCGGUAAUUGACUUUUUUUUUUUUUGAGACGGAGUCUUGCUUUGUCGCCCAGGCUGGAGUGCAGUGGCGCGAGCUCGGCUCACUGCAAGCUCCACCUCCCGGGUUCACGCCAUUCUCCUGCCUCAGCCUCCCGAGUAGCUGGGACUACAGGCGCCCACUACCACGCCCGGCUAAUUUUUUGUAUUUUUAGUAGAGACGGGGUUUCACCGUGUUAGCCAGGAUGGUCUCGAUCUCCUGACCUCGUGAUCCGCCCGCCUCGGCCUCCCAAAGUGCUGGGAUUACAGGCGUGAGCCACCGCGCCCGGCCGGUAAUUGACUUUUGAGCAACAUCUUGGAGCCUUGCCACAAAAUCAGGGUAGGGCUCUUUAGAGCCUUGUCUUAUUGUAUUGAAUGAGGGGCAGGCGGUUCCUGGGUCUUGGAUUUUUUCCGAGGCCCUAAGGCAGAUAGCUCUAACUUGCUCAAUGGCCUCAUUUUGCAUUAACGCUUGUUGACUAGUAGUGCUUCAAUUUUGACCUGUUCUAAUAGUUGAUCUGCAUCUAUGUUAACUGGAGGAUUGGCAGCCCUAUUUCUUCAGACCGACCUGUUGUUGUGCCCCGUCAAUCCACCAAGUCUUAAAUUGUUAAAAUUGAGAGGGUGAGAGAGACGAUUUGGCCAGAACCUCCCAAUCAUAAGGAAUGAGUCUAUGUCCAUGAGCAAUGGAAUCUAAUAAUGUCCUCAUAUAAGGGGAGUUGGGUCCAUACUGUUUUACUCCUUCUUUCAUAUCUUUUAGCAUUUUUAUAGAAAAAGACUCAUAUCUGCCCUCAGCUAGGGGAGGCUCUCCCUCUUGGGCCCCUUCUCCAGGUGGUAUUGGUUCUAAUAUUACUGGGAAUUGCCAUGCCUCAAUAUCUCUUUGUUUUCUUGCCUCAUCAAUAAUUUUACGUAAUACACUACCCUGCUCACUAGGUGGUGCUGUAGGAUUAAGUCUCAUAGUGGGCGGCUGAGGGUAUGGCGCCCUGUGCUGUGGUGCUGGGAACAUUCCUGGCUGUCCAUACUGAUUGUCCGGGGGUGGCCGACACUUAAGUUCGGUUGGCGGCCAGUAUUGAUAGGCUACUGGCAGUUGGGUCUUAUUUUCUACCGGCUGAUAUUGUGGAUACUGUAUUUGGAUUUGCAUUGCCGUGACAGAGACUCUAUCUUUCUCUAUUUGAUAUUCUCUUGGGGUUUGUACUUGUCUAACCUGCAUUUGAGGUUGUAAUGUUACAGGCAUCUGAACUGCUGGAAGAGGAGUUGGCCCUCGUGGUUUAGACUCUGAUGGCCCUGCUAAUUCUGGACCUUUUUCUUCUAAUUUUAACGUUUCAGGAUAUAUCACCUCCUGUAAUUGAUUAUAGUCAACAUUUUGCAUUGACUGAGCCAUUACUGGCUCUGCUACAUACUCACAAUGUAAACUUUCCGUUCCUUUCUGGGAUUUUAUCCCUGCCUCUUCUUUACAAUCUAUUACACAGCUUUCAGGGGCAUCAGAAACUGAAACACUAUCUUCUUCUGUUUGAAACGGUUCUAAAGCUACUUUAAUAAUGACCCAAUCAUUCCAUACUGUAAGUGGGAUGAUUUUACCCUCCCUACUUGCUUGUUUUAAUUCUUUGCCAAUUUUUUCCCAAUCUUUUAGAUAUAAAGUUCCCUGUUCUAGAAACCAUAGGCAAAAUUUUCUAUUGUUUGAAAUAGUGUGAUUAGAUUUUUUUGUAGAAACUCUAACUCCCCCCCUUUUUUUUAAAGAAUUUUAAUAGAAUUGAGAUGAGAGGCAUAUUUACUUUUAGUUUGCCCCAUUGUUACCCUGGCUUUUCCCAAGCGCGCAAGCUUACCGCAAGGCUGACUGUAGACGUACUUGGGAAUCUCUCGUUGACUUGUCCUCAAUGACCACGCUCGAGCGUACCUUCACCCUAGAGAAAAGCACCCACGUUGGGCACCAGGUGAAGGGGUGGCCUGCCCGUCCACACCUGUGGAUGGGGCAUUGAUAGAUGAAUCAUCCCAAUGGGAUUCUAAGCUUCAGUUCAAAUUGAAGGGGGUUGCUGAGCAGUGGUUAGUGUCUAACCUAAACAUCUUUAAGACUAACCUACCUUCUUCAUAUCUUUUGUUUUUGGACAGUUUCAUUAGUAGCAUUGAUGAAACAUAGUUUACCAGCAAUAAGGACCUGAAAUAUAACUAGAGAUGAAAUCGUUCAUCUCCAGGUGAUGCCAUAGGAGCUGUGGUUCUAUUCUAUCUUUCUCUGCCCCUCUUAUCUAUCCUUUUAGAGUCUUCUUCAGAACUCUUGGGGAAGGUUUUAGAAGAGGAUCCUCUUAACAACCUCUGUCAGUGCCUCCCUUAGAGCCUUAGGUCCUACAUUUUCCUUUUAUUUUUCCACAUGAAUCAUUAUGUACAUCAUGUAAUCUUACUUUUUGUUACAAGAUUCAGGAAAUUUUAGAAUACUAAUAAUUUACCAAUAAAGGUGAAAUAGUAACUCAGUUUUUCAGUGCAUCUUUUGCUCUUUAAAGUUUACAUCAGCCCUCCCGAGGUCUGCCUGCCAGUUUGCUGCUGUAUCCCAGAGGUUGGCUGCCACUGUGCAGGUUGUUUUGUUCAAAUGGUAGAAGUCUCUCGUACUGUCUAGGCCACUCUGUCUCCAGUUUGGCCUCUGACCCAGCCUAUAUAUUUGCUCCCCAGCCUACAUGUUCUGUCCUCUCUGCCUGAGAGUACGAGUACAGUGCUAACUGUAGCUUAGGUCAUACUGGACUUUAUUAGGUUCAGAAUUCCCAAGCUAUGUUAUAGGUCUGUGACUUUUUUGUUUUAAGAUAUUUUCUGCACACUUGAGUAGCUUUUUUUAUACCUACAAUGCAUUUUGGUUGAGGAAAGAUGGAAUUUUUUAGCUUUAUCCUCUCCUUGCUCAGGAACGGUAGAAAAUUCAUUGCUGUUUUCUCCUGCCAGCCAUCUUUCUUUUUCCUGCAGCUGGGACAGUUAAUCAGCAUAUUAACUCUGCUCUCUUAAGUUCACACAUUAAAACUGCCUGGUGAUGUAGUCUUUAUUCCUUCAUGCCACAUUCCUUAAGCAAAAUUGGGCAGUGUAUAAAAUUUAUCUUUUGAGCAACUCUUUCUUCCAUCAGCACAGCAGCUUUUAUACUCCUUAAGUGUUGUGAGAAAUUAUGCAGAUUAACAGUCCUGUUUAAGCAGGGUAAUAAAUCUCUGCUUUGGGAAAAUGACAUGGUGAACAGAAGAGCUUAAUUACCAACCUGGAGCAGUUUCUCAGCCCUGAAUGCUGGGGUGGAAGAGGAUGCUGUGCUGGAUCACUGUGAGCCGAGGGGCUCUGCUUUAAACUCUCCCCUGGAGGUUGCCUCUUCUCUCCAUGCCUCUGAAAGGCUGGGGAGCUGAAGCAGUGGUGCUUUAUCAGACUUAGGUGUGUAGCAUGCAGUCCUCAGCAUGCGUAUGAUUCUAGCAGAAUGAUUCUCGCCUCAAGUCAGUCAGACUUGUUAGGGAAACUUUGCCUACCCUUGGGAAGCCCCAUCUGCUGAGAAACUUUCUCCUGCUCCCUAGCUGGUCUAGGAAGAGCGCAUUUGGAAAUAUGAUAGCAGUAAAUAGCAGUAAAAGACUAGGGGUCUUCUAACCCAAGUUUUGGGUCUUGCAUUUCCCUUUUUGAUGUGAUAGUGUCAGGGAAUAAACCUCAGAAAACUGCACUGUGACCUCGAUUUGGAGGUUUCCUGUUAAAUGGUAAGAUGAAUAGUAUACCUAGAAGAAUGGGAGAAAAAGUUUCGAGCAGUGUGUCUGGGGUAUCCCAUUUUUGAAAAAGAAGUUGUAAUGAAGAUAGGCUUAACGUCUGGAGGGAGAAACAUGAGGAUGUUAUCUCUAGAGAGGGUGAUUAUGCGUGAUUUUCCUUGUUUCUUUACAGUUUUUUAAAUAUAUAUUUUAGCAUUGAACAUAUUACUUUUAUAAUAAAAAAAUAAAACUUUUUAUUUGGGGAAAAAAAUCCAUUAUUUCUGAGCCAGACUAAUUUACUCAUUCAUUUUUAGUGAGUACCACUUUACUGGAUAUGAAUGAGAAAAUCUUUUAUAUAUUUUCCCCCACUAUCUGUAUUUUAGCAUCUCAUGCUUUUAUAAUUCAUUCAUCUGUUAAUACAUGUACACAGCCCAAAAUGAUUUACUUUGAAUACCAACCUAGCCAGGCGCAGUGGCUCAUGCCUGUAAUCCCAGCACUUUGGGAGGCCAAGGCAGGUGGAUCACGAGGUCGGGAGAUCGAGACCAUCCUGGCUAACAUGGUGAAACCCCGUCUCUACUGAAAAUACAAAAAAUUAGCUGGGUGUGGUGGUGGGCGCCUGUAGUCCCAGCUACUGGGGAGGCUGAGGCAGGAGAAUGGCGUGAACCUGGGAGGCGGAGCUUGCAGUGAGCCGAGAUCAUGCCACUGCACUCCAGCCUGGGCAGCAGAGCCAGACUCCAUCUCAAAAACAAAACGAACAAACAAACAAAAAAACCAACCUAUAUGAGAUCUACUGUUUGCUGCCUUUACAGUUCUCAAAGAAUCAAUCAUUUCUUAAAACACACUGGACAUUUUAUUCAAAGAUGAUCCAAAAACACCAAAGAUAUAUUUCUGUGGCAGUUUUGGCAAUAGAGUAUACAUUUCUUUAGGAAUUACUUGUCAUUGCAAUGUGGAUUACAGCCUAACUUUUGCAGCCAAGUUAGGAGAAAUUAGUGCUGUUUUCCCUUUGUUCCCUAAUGAGAUCAUGGCAAUUCUUGGAGGCAGGGUUUUCUUUUACUAAAACCACCCUUUUUCCCCAAUCUAACUCAGCCUCACACAGUGACAUGGAGAUUGAUAAAUGUUUGUCAUUCGGUUAGGUGGGACUUGAAAAGAAAAUGAGGGCAGGAUCACCUUGCUAUUUUUCUGUUAGAGUUUGCAUAAUAUUCUGUGAAGAUUUGUGGGAGUAACAGCAAGAAAAUCAUUGUGGAAAAUGAGAGGCAAGUCCAAGGUUAAUGAAUUACAGGGAAAUCUCUUAAAGAUGUAACAAUAAUCAUAUUAAUGACUGUCAUUUCUCUUCUGGUUACUAUGUACCGAGCUAAGAUAAGUACUUUUUAUCAUUGUCUCAUUUAGCCAUUAUCCUAAGAAGAAGGUACAAUAAUCCCAUUUUACAGGUGAGGAAACCCAAAACUGGGAGAGGUUAAAUAACUUGUCAAAGUCAUGCAUCUUCCAAGAUGCACACCUGGAGGUUGAACUCAGGUAUGUGAACUUUGCAUUUUGCUUUCUGCCCAAUGCCUGCCUCCACUUGCAUUCAUUCUCCACUGGCCCUCCGUAUCCACAGAUUGCCACAACCAACUGUAUUUGUCUGUUUUCACACUGCUAUGAAGAUACUACCUGAGACUGGGUAAUUUAUAAACAAGAGAGGUUUAAUUAACUCACAGUUCCGCAUGGCUGGGGAGGCUUCAGGAAAUUUAUGGUCGUGGCAAAAGGUGAAGGGGAAGCAGGCACCUUCUUCACAAGGCAGCAGGAGAGAGAGGGCACAGGGGAAACUGCUACUUUUAAAACCAUCAGAUCUGGGGAGAAUUCCCUCACUAUCAGGACAACAGCACGGGGGAAACCACCCCCAUGAUCCAGUCACCUACCAGGUCCCUACCUUGACACGUGGGGAUUACAAUUUGAGAUGAGAUUUGGGUGGGGACAUAACCAAACCAUAUCAUCCUGCCCCAGCCCCUCCCAAAUCUCAUGUCCUUUUCACAUUUAAAAACCAAUCAUACCUUCUCAACAGUCCCCCAAAGUCUUAACUCAUUCCAGCAUUAACUCAAAAGUCCAAGUCCAAAGUCUCAUCUAAGACAAGCCAAGUCCCUUCCACCUAUGAGCCUGUAAAAUAAAAUUAGUUACUUCUAAGAUACCAUGAGGGUACAGGCAUUGGGCAAAUGUUUCCAGUCCAAAUGGGAGAAAUUGACCAAAAUAAAGGGGCUACAGGCCUCAUGCAAGUCUGAAAACCCGGCAGAGCAGUCAUUAAAUCUUAAAGCUCUGAAAUCAUCUCCUUUGAUUCCACGUCUCACAUGUAGGCCACCCCAGGGCAUGCUGAUGCAAGAGGUGGGCUCCCACAAUCUUGGUCUUGGGCAGCUGCCCCUGCGUUCCUGUGGCUCAGCAAGGUACAGCCCCUGUGUCCACUUUCAUGGGCUGGUGUUGAAUGCCUGCAGCAUUUCUAGGCACUUGGUACAAGCUGUCAGUGGAUCUACCUUUCUGGGGUCUGGAGGAUGGGUGCCCCCUUCUCACAGCUCCACUAGGCAAUGCCCCAGUGGGGACCCUGUGCAGGGGCUACAACUCCACAUUUUCCUUCCACACUGCCAUAGCAGAAGUUCUCCUUGAGGGCUCCUUUUAGCCGUGGCUGGUGCUGGAUCCACUGGGAUGCAUGGAACCAAGUCCCGAGAUUGCACAGAGCAGUUGGGCCCUGGGUCUGGCCCAGGAAACCAUUUUUCUCUCCAAGACCUCUGGGCCUGUGAUAGGAGGGGCUGCCAAGAAGGUCUUUGACAUGCCCUAGAGACAUUUUCCCCAUAGUCUUGACUAUUAACAUUCGGCUCCGUGUUACUUAUGCAAAUUUCUUCAGCCAGCUUGAAUUCCUCCUCAGAAAGUUGGUUUUUCUUUUCUACCACAUGGUCAGGCUGCACAUUUUCCAAACCAUUAUGCUCUCCUUCUCUUAAAUAUAAGGUUCAGUUGGGCAUCUUCUAUAUGUCAUGCACCCAUAUAGGACCUGAAUGUAGGGAUGUAUAUAACAGGAUUCCUGCACUGAAGGAAUUCACAAUUAAGCUUAUGAGGGGUUAGGGAGGAUAAGCAGAAACUUUUGUAGCUAAGUGUGAUAGGGUGUGAGGAGUAGCUUAGAAGAGAAUGGAUAGGUGAGCUUUCAGCAGAGGAAACAGCAUGAGCAAAGAUCCAGAAACAAAAGUUUAUGAAACAAAGGUGAGGCAUGGAAAGUGGGUUGGGGCUAGAUAGUAAAGGGCCUUGAAAGCUUUCAGAGAACUUUGGCAAUGGGGAGCAAUAGAAGGUUUGAAAACAAGGACAUCUUAUCAGAAUUGUGCGUUAGAAGAACAACAAAGACACAGUGAAGGGCUAGAAGGAGAAAGCCUAGAGGCAGUUAGGAAGCUCUAAUAAGCCUAGAAAGGUUAGCAAGAAUGGGGAUGAGAGGUGACUUGAGGGGCGUUUGGGAUUCAAGUUGAUUUGACAAAUAGUAAUUGUGUACCAAUUUUGUGCCGGACCCUGUGCUAGGCUCUGUGUUAGAGAUACUGCAGAGAAUCACUUAUAGCUUCUGCCCAAGAUCUAGUGGUGACACAACCACUAUUGCUAAGAGGAAAUGCAAUUCAGAGGUGGUUCUGAGGUUCCUGCAUGGAGAUGUGUGGAUAGUAGCACUUCAUUUCUGAGUUUAUGGAACAUGGAUGUGGGAGCAGAGUUGAGAGGGGGAAAGAUAAUGAGCUUAGUUUUGAAUAUGGUUUAUCUGUAGACUUUCUAAUGGCUCCUUGGCAGGGUAUUAAUUAUAUUAGUCUGGAGCUCCGAGGAGAAGUUGAGACAGGAGUGAUUAUUCUUUUUCUUCUGCUAAACACAUUAUAAAUGGUUUAUGAGAUAACUUUUUUGUUUUUUAUUUUUAAAUUUUAUUUAUUUAUCCUUUAUUUAUAACAUAUGUAUGUAUGUUGGAGUCUCGCUGUGUCGCCCAGGCUGGAGUGCAGUGGUGCGAUCAUAGCUCACUGCAGCCUCAAACUCAUGGUUGCAAGUGAUGCUCUCACCUUGGCCUCCUGGGUCGCUGGGAUGAUAAGCAUGAGCUACCAUGCCUGGCUGUGAGAUAACUUUAAAGCAUUCUAGCUUUCUAUUGUAGAUUCUAGCUUUCUGUUAUAGAAAACCAUAUUGUGGAAAAGAUUUCCACUUGCCUACCUGUUUUAAGAUGUACCUGGGACUUGCCUUAAUCAUGUAUGGUAGGAGACAACUGCUUUAAUCAUGUCACACAGACAACUGCUUUGAAAGAAGAGUCUUUUAUUUCUCAGUUCCCAAUAGGAGGUGGGAUGCUAUGCCAUGCAAGGCCACUCAGGGAUGCACUGGAGUUGGUCAGGAGGAAGAAGGAGAGGGGAAAACAUAAGCCAGAGCCUUUGUUGUGUUUUUCAUAGGGAAGCAAUGAGUAAGGCACCAGUGGAAAGCUAAGCAAGUUUAGGAUUGGGUAGUUUGAAUAAUUUCAGCAGGCUGCAGGUUCUCAAGAUGGUACCUAGUUAUCAGGUGCCUGGCCCUGGGGUGAUUGAAGGCAAGGUCAUAGUGUCCUGGGCUCGUUUUCUACCUCCUAAGCAAAGGAGGUAGAUGGGAGGGGCAGUGUGGAUUCAGGAUUGGCUGGUUUGCUUAUCAAAGGAGUUUUCUCAGGCAAGUUUGCUAACUCCAGGAAUUAGCUAACCUUGGGAGGCAUGCCCUCUCUGGGUCUGCAAGGCCCAAAAGUGUCAAAGCAUAAAAUACAGAAAAUAAACAUGAUUAAUGCACUACCCAGUAUCUAUUGUCCCUUCUGUAUUUAUAGAACCCAGAUGUGACAGGGUGCACAGCACAUGUACUGCAUUCCUGUUCUUUUCAGUUAGGGGUUGCCAAGGGGCUAUAGGCAGAAGUCACUUGGUGAUGCUCUCAGGGAACUUUCUAUAUGAGUUACUCUUGGGAGGCAUAUCCUGUGUGCUUCCCCAGACUCUUGUCCUACAGCAUAUUCUUUUUUGUCUGAAAUGUGGACAUUUCAUGGCUGGAUUUCCAGUUGCCAUCUUGGACCAUGAGGCAAUCUUCAGAAUGGAAGAUAGAAGAAGCUGGGAUCUGCAAUCACCAUGCAACCACCAUACCAGCCUGGACAGUUUGCCUCUGGACUGCUUUGGGAGACAAAAAUAUACGUCUCCUCUAAGCAACUUACUUGUGUUGUGUACUUAAACCUAAUUCUUUCUUAUUCAUAUAUUGUUGACUUUAUCUCCAUAUACAUGAGCAACUCUUUACUCUUAUCUUUCUCUUACAUGACCUUUCACGGCAAGUAGAAGUAAAAUCUUUUCUUUAUUCCCACAAUCCUUUAGGUUUUAAACUAAUAUCUAAUUAAAUUUAGGGAAGGGAGUAGGACAUACAAAGUAUACAAACCUUAGCAAUUAGCUUUAAAAAGAGUCAACAUAAGCAUACUUUAAUAUAAACUACGUACUGCUUAAUUCUGCAUAUAGUCCUGAAUGAAGAUCCUUAAUAGCCCCUUGUUAAAUAGAGGAGCUCUUAGGUUAAGAACAGAAGUAUUGUUCUUAUGCCUCCCUGGACAGUAUUAUAGCAGACUAGCAAUCCAGAGUGGGUCUGAGACUUCCCACUGCAAGUCCAAGAUCGGGAUGUAAGCUUGGCCACUUUCUGGUGAGGCUUCUCUUGCUAGCUUAUAGCUUACGGCCAUCUCUCUGCAUGUAAGCCAGGCUCCAAGGGGCAUGCCUUUUAAUUCUAAUCCGUGAUCAAUGGCACUGAACUUUUACAAUUUUAUGCACUUAAACCUCACUCCAGGUGGAUAGUGGCUCCUAGUGGAAUUCCUUUUCUGUAUCUCUGAGUCCUCCCUCCUGAGGAAUGAGACUUUUUACUCUUCUGAGUAAUUCUGAGCCUCCUCCAUUUGGUGCCGCUCAUCUUUCUGUUUUGGGUAACUCAGAGCCCUACAGCCUUUGAAACUGAGUCCAAGUCCUCCAUCAUCUUUGUGACCUAGAUCUCUUCCUUCUCUAUGUGACACUGGACACUACUCAUUUGCAUUUUAGCAAAGAGCUGCAAAGUUUAGGUUCAUAGAUGGAAUAUGACAAUCCAUAUCAUCUGUGAAGAGGACAGACUAACCUGAAAGAGCCAGAGAGGAUUUCCUAAAUUGUGCUCUACGACAGACUAAAUUGGGCAGAGACGAGACAGGUACAGUGAAGCAACAGGUAGAGGAGUAGAUUAACGAGAAAAAUAUCAAAUCAGUGAGGAGAUUCUACGUAUCAACAGAAAGAACAAAGAUCAGGGCUGCCUAAUUGCUGACACGAUGGGACUCACCGAGGGGGUGUUCCUGAUUCUGUCUGGCACUCAGUUCACACUGGGAAUUCUGGUCAAUUGUUUCAUUGAGUUGGUCAAUGGUAGCAGCUGGUUCAAGACCAAGAGAAUGUCUUUGUCUGACUUCAUCAUCACCACCCUGGCACUCUUGAGGAUCAUUCUGCUGUGUAUUAUCUUGACUGAUAGUUUUUUAAUAGAAUUCUCUCCCAACACACAUGAUUCAGGGAUAAUAAUGCAAAUUAUUGAUGUUUCCUGGACAUUUACAAACCAUCUGAGCAUUUGGCUUGCCACCUGUCUUGGUGUCCUCUACUGCCUGAAAAUCGCCAGUUUCUCUCACCCCACAUUCCUCUGGCUCAAGUGGAGAGUUUCUAGGGUGAUGGUAUGGAUGCUGUUGGGUGCACUGCUCUUAUCCUGUGGUAGUACCGCAUCUCUGAUCAAUGAGUUUAAGCUCUAUUCUGUCUUUAGGGGAAUUGAGGCCACCAGGAAUGUGACUGAACACUUCAGAAAGAAGAGGAGUGAGUAUUAUCUGAUCCAUGUUCUUGGGACUCUGUGGUACCUGCCUCCCUUAAUUGUGUCCCUGGCCUCCUACUCUUUGCUCAUCUUCUCCCUGGGGAGGCACACACGGCAGAUGCUGCAAAAUGGGACAAGCUCCAGAGAUCCAACCACUGAGGCCCACAAGAGGGCCAUCAGAAUCAUCCUUUCCUUCUUCUUUCUCUUCUUACUUUACUUUCUUGCUUUCUUAAUUGCAUCAUUUGGUAAUUUCCUACCAAAAACCAAGAUGGCUAAGAUGAUUGGCGAAGUAAUGACAAUGUUUUAUCCUGCUGGCCACUCAUUUAUUCUCAUUCUGGGGAACAGUAAGCUGAAGCAGACAUUUGUAGUGAUGCUCCGGUGUGAGUCUGGUCAUCUGAAGCCUGGAUCCAAGGGACCCAUUUUCUCUUAGAGUAACAGAGGGCAUGGGGUGGAGCCCUUGAGCCUUUUGGCCUGGCUCAAGACUACAGGACUCUUCCUGACCUUCCUAUGUUACCAGUUCCAUAACAUCACUAGGAGAGAAACACUGACUGCUUUGCCCCUGGUCCCUGGGCACUUGUUCCAAGGUGAAAGCCACGCUUCUCACGGCCUCUCUCUGUAUGGUGGUUGUGGAGGUGGGGAGGGUGCAGGAGUAGUAGUCUUGGAAAUGACCAUGUCGUAAGAACACUCUCACUAUAAACAUAUGGUGCUGUAUUUUAAUAAUCAUCAGCUCGACAUAAUGAGUCUGAUUACUAGUUUCAACUUAAAUUAGAUACUAACAGUGAUAAACAUAAAAUUACAUAGUAGACUUGAAGGAAAGAGCAAAAGCUUUGCAGUCCUAUAGAUGUGGGUUUGAAUUCUGAUUCUGGCCAAGAUUUUUGGCCUCCGGUGAGUUACUUUAAUUACCUGUCUGAUUCCCUCUUCUGAUGCCUACUGGCCAUUUUAGCACAGUGUGUUGUGUACAGUACUCAGUAAGUGAAGGCUAUUAUUGCGCUAAUGUUGGAUUGUGCAGCAACAGCAAUUUCCAUAUGAUUCCAGUUCCCACAAACACAUUGUGUGAUGAUGAAAACAGUGGAAAGUAAAUCAAGACCUUUAGAUUCUAGAUUCCAAUUCAAUCUUGCAUUUCAUGAUCAUUUUGCUAAAGUACAUUUUCAAGUAAUUAUUUUGUAGAUUGGGCAAAAGACCAAGUAGUUUUGUUUUUAUUUUUGACCAAGAUGCCUACCUGGUUUUAAAAUUACAGUUUUAUCAAAUGUAAUAUAAGUGAAUUUUGUAAGUUUAAUCACUUUUAUUUAAAUAGAAGUAUAUAGGCAUUGAUUUACUUCCUGUUAUUUACAAUUUUGACAUGUCAGUGAAAAGAUAUUGCUUAAUAUCCUGAAGAAUUCUCAAAUUUGUAAACAUAUUCAGUUAAUACACAUGGCAUUAUUCAGAAAUGUGUAUUUCUAGCCCUAAUGGGACUCUCAGAAGUGGACUGUUGUGGCUAAGAAUGUAGACCCUGAAAUUAGACAAUCUGUGUUUAAAUCUGGCUUUGGCCCUUUUGAACUGGGUGACCUUGGGGAAACUUCUUAACCAGUCUCUAUUUAACUUUCUUCACCUGUAAAAUAGAAAUAGUAAUUUGUGUGUGUGUGUGUAUGUGUGUUGGGAUAAAGUUGUUGGAAGGAAUGAGUGAAUUAACACAUGGAAAGUGCUUAGAGUUCUACAUGGAACAAACACACAAUAAAACUGCUGUCGUUGUUGUUAUUUUGUGAAAAGGAGCAUACUUUGACAUAAUAAAAAGGAGUAUAUUUGGACAUAGCAUGAAUGUCCAUUACAUUACUGGACAUUUGGUCAUAUGUAACCAGAAAUUGACAUUAGGGUUGUUCUGGGAUUUAUAUGUUAAUUCCUAAAAUGAUGGGAAUAAAAUUUCCUUUGGUCUGCACAGUUUGCAUUAUCCCAUUGGAUUAAACACCUCCACAACCAGCAAGUGAGGGUUCAGGAGAAAAACCAUAUUACUGAUAGAUAAAGAACUGACUUGUUUUCAUCACAUUUGAGCUUGUAGAGUGAGUAAAUUUUGUUAGCCCCACUAUCAUUAAAUUGUCAUUGUGACUUGGUGGAGCUUGGCCAACGGUCUGAGCAAGAUUUCCAGGUUAACUCUGAAAUACAUAUUUUCAGGAGUUGAUGAGUGGAGUUUCUUGGCCAUGUUCUGUCUGGUGUCAAUUUCCAUUUGUGGCCAGACAGUGUAUUCAUAGCCAGAGAGGAAAGAUUUCUGAAUUGUCCUUGGCUUUUCAGGCUUCUCCCCUUAUUGCCCAGCUAGCAGAUCCCCUUGAGAAAGGGAUGAGUUCUGCCUAGCUUCUGGAUGUUGCUGUAAUAUUCCAGGAAUGAAUACAUGGUUCACUUCAUUUUGAUUCUGGCUAACCUUGAUUCCAGUUCAUUCCUUCCUGCCACAAACAUUUAUUUAACACUUAUUGUGCACCAAGCACUGUACGAGACCAAGCACUGCACGAGACGCUUGUUCCUUGAACACUGUUCUGUUCUCAAAAACAUUACUUAGUACGUAAUAUAGACACAGAAACAAGUAUUUAAUUGCUGCAUCACUGAAACAGGUGCUUCAGGUACAAUAAAGGGAUCAUCCUAUCUUGAGGGUCCUGAUGCAGGUGAUCUUUGUGUCUAGACCCGUUUUGUGGCAGCCUUGAAAAUGUGCGCUCGGAUCUCUGCUGUGGAGGCACAAUUGGCUGAUGGCUCCACCUUUGGAGAUCCACUACCUUGAGGCCACAUCUCCUGCAGGCUUCUCCCAGCCAGUGGUGGAGCACUGUGGAGUACUAAGGCAGGUCUGUUUUGCUGAGACAUGCGACUCCUCUAACAGGCAAUUUUGGCCAAGGAUUCUGCAUCAGCUUGGUCGAAGUUUUCUUGGACCUCUACUGCACUUUAGAACUCUCUCUACCCAAUUAUUCCAUACCCCCCUUUACCUCUUCCCCCCUUUUAUAGCUGUCAGACCUACAUUGCUCUCUGAAUACUGUGCUCACUUCUUCUGGCUCCCACCCACCUAACAUCUCUUGCACAUCUAAUCUUUUUUAAGCCUCUGCCUCUUGGCAGACCUCUCAUAUAAGUAAUCUCUAUAUUAAAAAGCUAGUGCAGAUGAUAAAGAUACUCACUAAAAGACAUAUAAGUGUAUGUGCAUGUGUGUGUGUUCUAAGUGCACCAGAAUUCUAGAAAUCAUUCCAGAUUCUGCCUUCUUCUACAGCCUCAAUAUCCAUUUAGUUGCCAGAUCCCCUUGGUUGUACUUCAAAACAUUUCCCUCAGAUGUUCCCUGGUCUCCAUUUCCACUCUUUUCAGCCCAUCAGAGUGAUUGCAACAGGAUUCUAACUAGUUUCCUGCUUCCAGCUCCAUCCCCUUCCAGCAAAGCCUUUCCUUAUUACUUGGAUUGUGUUCUUCAUACAGUGAAAAUAUGAAAGUAAUGCUCCCCUCUUGAAAGUCUUGCAAUGGCUCUCCAUUGCUUUGGGUAAAGUCCAAACUACUUAGUUUACAGCAUAAAGUCAGUCUUCAUUUGGUCUCUGUUUACUUCUUUUUAGUUUCAUCUUCUCGUUCCUUGCUUUUCCAAAAGAACUUUGAACUAUUUCUAGUUCCCAAAUAUGCCAUACUUUUCUUGUUGCUAUGCUUUUCCAUGUGCUGCUUUCUAUGCCUAGAAUUAUCUUUCUUAUCAGCUGUGUCAACUUCUCUUAUUCUUCAACACCUUCCUCCUCUGGGAAACUUUCUCUGACUCUUUUAGGUGACGCUAAGCACUUAUUCUUUGUGUUUUUCUAAUGUUGUACAUGCCUCUGAUCACAUUAGUAUAAUAAUUAUGCCCAAAUUCUGUACCUACUAUGGCAUAGAUACUUCGUGAUUUAUCUUUCCAGUUUCAUCUCCCACUACUUCCUCUUCCUGUCCUUGUACCCCUCCCCUCCUCUGUUUUCUGAACCCACCACACACUGUCACCUCUUAGUCUGCAUGUAGAGUUCUCUGCUUCCAAUAUCCUUUCUCCCUACCUUAGGUUUUUUUUUGGAUAAUCUCUUUGCAUCCUUUAACACUUAAUUUAUAUGUCUUCUCAGUUCCUGAACUGCCAGAACUGGAUCAAGUGCGCCUCCUGAACACUCCUGUUGCGCUCCUUGUGUUUCCUUAUUAUGGCAUCUAAAACUCUCAACUCUAAUAGUCUAUUCAUCUGUCUUUUUUACCAUGUUGUAUAUUCUUUGAAGGGAGGAUGUGCUGUGGGUGAUUCUUCUCUACUUCCCUAGCACCUAACAGUGUCUGGCUGAUAAUAACAGUUUAUAGAAUGAAAGAACCAGUGAGGGGAAGUCUAGUGUAGUAGAAAGAGCUCAGUCUCAGACCUUUCAGCUUAGCCACUUCUUUGCUGCUGUGGUUUGGAUGUCCCUUCCAAAACUCAUGACAGAAUGUAAUUGUGUCCUUGUAACAGUGUUGAGAGGUAGGGCCUUUAAGAGGUGAUUUGGUCAUGAGGGCUUUGCCCUCAUGAAUGGAUUAAUGCAGGAGUGGGUUUGUUAUUGCGGGAGUUUGGCCCCCUUUUCCUGUCUUGUUCUCAUGUGCACAUUCUUGCCCUCUGCCAUGUUAUGAAGUACUAAGUAGGCCCUCAUUAGAUGCUGAGUUGAUGCCAGCACCAUGCUCUUGGACUUCCCAGCUUCUAGAACUGUGAGCCAACUAGACUUCUUUUCUUUAUAAAUUACCCAAUAUGUGGUAUUCUGUUAUAGCAGCAGAAAAUGGGCUAAGGCAUUUGCUCUGGUAUUAGGCAGUCACUUAUUUUCCCUGAUCUUCAUUUUCCUCACUCAUAAAUAGUGAUAACCAUAUACUCCUCCUAGGAUGCCUGACGCACUGCUGGGAACAUAGCAAGCAUUUAAAAAACCACAAGUAAUGGAAGUUUUCUUCUUUCUCCUAAGUGCCAUGUAUACUUUUUUGAAAAAAUUUCUUUUUUUUUUCUUAUUUUAAAUUUAAUCACCUUCCAUCUGGAAACUGAGAAGGAGAAGUUUAGCUACUAUUUCAUAUAAAUUAAUAUUGACAGAAGACUAAAUUUCUUUGAAGAUAAUUUUAAAAAAAUAAAUAAAAGUAAAAAAUCUGAAAAUGUUUACAUUACUUUCUUAAAACUUCUGAAAUAUUAGCUAAUAACAAAAGAAUCUUCAUGCCAAUUUUGAUUUUAGAUUAUCAAUAACUUUUAACGUAGGGUCUCCUUAAAAAGUCUCAUUUAUAGAAAUCAUUGCUACAAAAAGCUUAAGGUAGGGUGUAUGUUUUUUUGCCCCAACUUUUUUUUUUUAUUAUACUUUAAGUUUUAGGGUACAUGUGCACAACAUGCAGGUUUGUUACAUAUGUAUACAUGUGCCAUGUUGGUGUGCUGCACCCAUUAACUCAUCAUUUAACAUUAGGUAUAUCUCCUAAUGCUAUCUCUCCCCGCUGCCCCCCAACCCACAACAGGCCCCAGUGUGUGAUGUUCCCCUUCCUGUGUUCAUGGGUUCUCGUUGUUGAAUUCCCACCUAUGAGUGAGAACAUGCGGUGUUUGGUUUUUUUGUCCUUGCGAUAGUCUGCUGAGAAUGAUGGUUUCCAGCUUCAUCCAUGUCCCUACAAAGGACAUGAAUUCAUCAUUUUUAUGGCUGCAUAGUAUUCCAUGGUGUAUAUGUGCCACAUUUUCUUAAUUGAGUCUAUCAUUGUUGGACAUUUGGCUUGGUUCCAAGUCUUUGCUAUUGUGAAUAGUGCCGCAAUAAACAUAUGUGUGCAUGUGUCUUUAUAGCAGCAUGAUUUAUAAUCCUUUGGGUAUAUACCCAGUAAUGGGAUGGCUAGGUCAAAUGGUAUUUCUAGUUCUGCAUCCCUGAGGAAUCGCCACACUGUCUUCCACAAUGGUUGAACUAGUUUACAGUCCCACCAACAGUGUAAAAGUGUUCCUAUUUCUCCACAUCCUCUCCAGCAUCUGUUGUUUCCUGACUUUUUAAUGAUUCAACUUCUUCCUGGUUUAGUCUUGGGAGGGUGUAUGUGUCAAGGAAUUUAUCCAUUUCUUCUAGAUUUUCUAGUUUAUUUGCGUAGAGGUGUUUAUAGUAUUCUCUGAUGGUAGUUUGUAUUUCUGUGGGAUUGGUGGCGAUAUCCCCUUUAUCAUUUUUUAUUGCGUCUAUUUGAUUCUUCUCUCUUCUUUAUUAGUCUUGCUAGUGGUCUAUCAAUUUUGUUGAUCUUUUCAAAAAACCACCUCCUGGAUUCAUUGAUUUUUUGAAGGGUUUUUUUGUGUCUAUUUCCUUGAGUUCUGCUCUGAUCUUAGUUAUUUCUUGCCUUCUGCUAGCUUUUGAAUGUGUUUGCUCUUGAUUCUCUAGUUCUUUUAAUGUGAUGUUAGGGUGUUAAUUUUAGAUCUUUCCUGCUUUCUCCUGUGGGCAUUUAGUGCUAUAAAUUUCCCUCUACACACUGCUUUGAAUGUGUCCCAGAGAUUCUGGUAUGUUGUGUCUUUGUUCUCGUUGGUUUCAAAGAACAUCUUUAUUUCUGCCUUCGUUUCGUUAUGUACUCAGUAGUCAUUCAGGAGCAGGUUGUUCAGUUUCCAUGUAGUUGAGUGGUUUUGGGUGAGUUUCUUAAUCCUGAGUUCUAGUUUGAUUGCACUGUGGUCUGAGAGACAGUUUCUUAUAAUUUCUGUUCUUCUGCAUUUGCUGAGGAGUGCUUUACUUCCAACUAUAUGGUCAAUUUUGGAAUAUGUGUGGUGUGGUGCUGAAAAGAGUGUAUAUUCUGUUGAUUUGGGGUGGAGAGUUCUGUAGAUGUCUAUUAGGUCUGCUUGGUGCAGAGCUG
This is a messenger RNA of Gorilla gorilla gorilla (western lowland gorilla), 21163 nucleotides long. It is a transcript of the gene TAS2R3, whose product is annotated as taste 2 receptor member 3. The record is from RefSeq and is a predicted model, not a curated record. Bases 13881 to 14828 code for a protein of 315 amino acids. Gene Ontology annotation, molecular function: G protein-coupled receptor activity; bitter taste receptor activity. Gene Ontology annotation, biological process: sensory perception of taste; G protein-coupled receptor signaling pathway; detection of chemical stimulus involved in sensory perception of bitter taste. The transcript has a single exon. NCBI's taxonomy places the organism in Eukaryota, Metazoa, Chordata, Mammalia, Primates, Hominidae. Gene Ontology annotation, cellular component: membrane.